Molecule: messenger RNA, 438 nt
Organism: Porites evermanni
Lineage: Eukaryota; Metazoa; Cnidaria; Anthozoa; Scleractinia; Poritidae
Source: the annotation of a GenBank genome assembly
AUGAAGAAAAUGCAGAGUGCUAAAGUUAGUGGGACUGAUACUCAGUCAGUGGUAGAUGACAACACUGAAACGAAUGAGACAUAUUGGUUUCUAGCUUGGUUUGAGCCAUAUAUUCAACCCAGGCGAUCUACCACUAACCUUGUUGUGGUAGAAGAUGCAACAGAUGAUGGAAAUGAAGAUGAAGCUAUUCCACUUGACAGCUGUUCUACCAGAAGCAGCACGACAGAGUAAUCUUUUUCUGAUACAUAAAAGCCAUUAUAUUAGUAAAAAAUCACGAGCCGAUCAAAGUAUCAGCAUACCAAGCGUCCUAAAACAACUGAAGGAAUUGAAGCAGCAGAGAUGGAUGUUAUGUGGAGUAUUGGGCGACACCGUAUUAAUAAACGAGCAGUGAAAGAUGAAGAAAGCCUAUUUGGGGAACUUAUUGCAUCCCAACUGUGA